Microsporum canis CBS 113480 is the source of this 1860-nucleotide messenger RNA. Its product is annotated as aromatic-L-amino-acid decarboxylase. Gene Ontology annotation, molecular function: carboxy-lyase activity; pyridoxal phosphate binding. The transcript is spliced from 4 exons. The coding region runs from base 1 to 1860 and encodes 619 amino acids. Gene Ontology annotation, biological process: amino acid metabolic process. Lineage: Eukaryota; Fungi; Ascomycota; Eurotiomycetes; Onygenales; Arthrodermataceae. The record is from RefSeq and is a predicted model, not a curated record.
AUGGGGAUAGUAUGGAGGAGCUGGAGUAUUGAACUGGUCAUCGUCACGCCGCAACCCGAGGCGGGCGGGUGGUAUCGACUGGGAGGGAUAAGGGUUCGAGGCUACCGUGUCGCCUACAUGCUGUGGCACGCCGUACUGCGGUGCUAUGUUCUGGCGCUGGAGCUGUAUGUUCGGAUGGAGCUGGGCGGGAGCUGCUCUAUCGGCGCGGCUCCGGGCUCGGUAGAAGAGCAGGAAGAUGGAUACGACGAGGAGAGCGCAACUGCAUGCGAUCAACACCAGUCUUGUGCUAUGUUCGACCUCUCUCUUGUGGUGUUUGUGCAGCGAGAGCUGGAGGCGGGCAUGCAGAACAGCCAUCUUGAUGAAUCAAGCGGUUGGCUUUUGGUGGCGUUGAACUUGGUGACGGAGUUUAUGCCGGUAGAGUUGCAAGUGCCUAGUCUGCCGUCGCAGCAGGUCCUGCCCGAUGUCGAGCCCGGAUAUCUGAAAUCUCGUCUACCCUCGACCGCUCCCCAGGAGGCAGAGCCAUGGAACCAGAUACAGGCCGAUAUAGAAAAGAAGAUCAAGCCUGGAGUCACUCACUGGCAGUCUCCCAACUUCAUGGCCUUCUUCCCGGCCACAGUCACCUAUCCGAGCAUCCUGGGGGAGAUGUACUCGGCCGCCUUCAACGCGCCCGCCUUCAACUGGCUGUGCUCCCCCGUCGUCACCGAGCUGGAGAUUGCUGUGAUGGACUGGCUUGCGAAGGCCCUGGGCCUGCCAGACUGCUUCCUCAGCACCUCUCCGACCAGGGGUGGCGGAGUGAUCCAGGGCAGCGCCAGCGAGGCCGUCAUCACCGUCAUGGUGGCGGCUCGGGAGCGAUAUGCCCGCGGUAUCGUGAGAGCAGAGGGCCUGGAUGAAGGCUCCGAGCAGUGGGAGGACCGGGUCAUUGAGGUCAAGUCCAAGCUGGUGUCUCUGGGCAGUGACCAGGCCCAUAGCUGCACCGCAAAGGGGGCCCGUAUCGUCAGCACCAGACACAGGACUGUCCCGACCCGUCUGAAGGACAACUUCGCCAUGACUGGAGCUGCUCUCCGCGAGGUGCUGGAGAAGUGCGAGAGAGACGGCCUGAUACCUUACUAUCUGACCACCACCCUGGGGACCACCAGCACCUGCGCCACCGACCGGUUCGCCGAGAUCAAGGCCGUCCUAAGCGAAAAGGAGGCGUGGAAGAAGAUCUGGGUCCAUGUCGACGCUGCAUACGCCGGUGCAGCGCUCAUCUGUGAUGAAUACCAGUACAUCACCAAGGAAUGGAGUGAAGGGGUCGACAGCUUCAACUUCAACAUGCACAAGUGGCUGCUCGUCGACUUGACCUCUGCUCUAGAUAUUACACCCCAUUACCUCCGCAACCCUCACUCUGAUGCCGGUGCGGUCACAGACUACAGAAACUGGCAGCUUCCGCUUGGAAGACGUUUCCGCUCCCUGAAGAUCUGGUUUGUCCUACGGUCAUACGGCCUCAAGGCGAUGCAAGCUCAUAUCCGCAAGGGGGUAGACCUGGGCAAGACAUUCACAGACCUCAUCCGCAGCCAGGGUGACUUGUUUGAAAUCGUGACGCCGCCUGCGUUUGGGCUGACCGUCUUCCGUGUUACUGAGGACGCAGCUCGGCAGGUGGGCGGUAGCGAUAGCAACUCCGUUACCCGUGAGGUUUAUGAGCGAGUCAACGCUGGCAAGGAGGUUUAUCUCACAUCUUCUGUCGUGGGCGGAAUCUAUGUCAUCCGUGUGGUGAGUGCUAAUGAACUGGCGGAAGAGAAGUAUAUCAAAAAUGCAUUUAACAUACUCGUUCGUGUGACCAAGGAAGUGCUGGACAACCAAACAGCCAUUACAAAAAACUAG